GCGGAACCAGCUGAUCGUUUUGCCAUCCAAACACCAUUGCUACCAUGUCAGGCAGCCGCCUGUCCUUAUGUGGGAUUAAGUGACGCUGGAACUACACCUGUAACCUUUGAAAGAGGAGGAUGCCUAACAGCAGCGUAACCCAGCAAAACCAUUCCUCCAAUGAGAUGCUGCCAGACACCUCAGACAGGUUCCGCAAUGUUCUUAUAGCCCUGUACAUCAUCAACCUGGCUGGCGGCACCCUUGGGGUCAUCAUGAUGUCCCAUCAGUUGUUUCAAAGGAGGUCACAAUCUAUGAUGACCAUUAUCAUCAUCAACCUCCUGGUGCUGCACACCUUUCUGCUACUCAGCAUCCCCUUCCGCCUCAGCUAUUACAUUUUACGGGAAUGGAAAUUUGGGAGGUUCGCCUGCAAGUUAGCAAGCGCCAUCAUCUACCUCCACAUGUACACCACCUUUGCAUUUUACGUGGCUAUCAUCAUAAUACGCCUCUUCCGACUCGAGCUUAGGAAGUGCUACACUACAACCUGGGUGGCUGCUGUCUGGCUGGUGGGAGUGCUGGUGAUCACACCUGUUUUUCUCUCGUACUAUGGCACCUCUAAGACAUAUCGUUCCUCCGAAUGCUUUCAGUUCCACAAGGAGAUACAAGAGCUGCCCAUGGUGAUCAUAAACUACUGCUUGGUUGGGAUUUUGGUGGCAGUUUGUGCUGUUCUCACCAUAAUCCAGUUGUCUGUGAUCUAUAGACUGGCUGUGAAAUACUGGCCCGACAUCAACUCCCACGUGGAAUUCAGGGCUCAGGCAAAGAGUUUCUUCUUCAUCUUGGUAACAUUAGUGUGCUUUAUGCCUCAUCAUGUAUUCAGAGCAUACUACAUCCAAAACUGCCACCUGGAUAAAGACCAUAAACUACUCCCAUACAACGAAAUUUUUUUAGCUUUAACAACAAUGUGCUGCUUGGAUAUGUUGUGCUUCAUAGCAGGAAUAGCCCACUGAACGAUGAACUACCAGGCAAUCCAGCUGCAGUGUGUCAAUACUGGCUUUUGGCAGGAAACAGUGUUGGGACUUUGCUGAGCUAGGGAGACUGCUGAGUUUUCAGCAUGGCUGUAUAGGUCUGUAGAGCUGUUUGCCUUCUGCAGACCAGUAAGAUCCAUCUUUCAGAAGCUACUGGUUUUUAUCAUCUCUCUUGAAGGCAGACUCAUGAGUGUUACUCUCGUCUUUGACCUAAGAGUCAUACUCUGCAGCUUCAUUAAGAUUAUCCUCAGCUGUCCCUCUCUAACAAUUACAGCCUGAGUAUCCAUUCCUUUCUAUUUUUUCCUCAAAGUGUCUCAGUAACAACGACCCGCUGUGGCCAAUAAGGUGCCCACUCUGAAGGUCUAACAACUUCUUCUGGCAAUUGUGAUACUGGAGGGAAGAGAGGGGAGAAAGAAAUUCCCUUACGGGAUUUUUGUACUAGUGAUUUUAGAUAGCAAGGACAUAAUCUCUAUUGAAAUAAAAAGUAUUCAAGGUAUGAAACAGGGUAUGAAUAUUGUAGUAGCAUAAUUCAGCAGAAUCCUUCUUUUCUUCUGUUAUACAAAGUGUAUAUUAAAUUAAAUUAUAUGAAAACACUUAUCAUUCUGACAACUUCACCUUUACUUGCUUCAUUCCAAAACCACAAGCAGCUCACUGAAUUGUGGUAAUUACACAUUUAGAGUGAGUGAGAGCAGAACAAGCCAUAAGUUUCAAAACUUCUGCCUUAUGUCACUCUCCCAUCAGGACUGGAUCUGUGGCUGUUAUCCCUUAGGUUCGUUGCAGCCGAAGAAAUACAAGUUACUGUGGUCCCAUAACUGGAUCUGGAAUUCAAAUCGAGCGGUCUGGUCCUUUACUGAAGGAUCAGCCACUCUCUGGGAGAGGGAAAUAUUUUAUCAGCCUUCAAAACCCCUUUGAUGUCUGGUCACUUUCAGUUGCCCGUUGAUUUAUUAUCAGAUGCCAUAUUUUUUCCAUUUGCACAUGUAACAAAG
Molecule: messenger RNA, 1987 nt
Organism: Grus americana (Whooping crane)
Lineage: Eukaryota; Metazoa; Chordata; Aves; Gruiformes; Gruidae
Product: probable G-protein coupled receptor 141
Exons: 2
Coding region: 120-983 (287 amino acids)
Biological process (GO): G protein-coupled receptor signaling pathway
Cellular component (GO): membrane
Molecular function (GO): oxysterol binding; G protein-coupled receptor activity
Source: RefSeq, a predicted model, not a curated record